Solea senegalensis (Senegalese sole) is the source of this 2491-nucleotide messenger RNA. RefSeq names its product TLC domain containing 2 (gene tlcd2). The transcript has 4 exons. The record is from RefSeq and is a predicted model, not a curated record. Bases 341 to 1072 code for a protein of 243 amino acids. Gene Ontology annotation, cellular component: plasma membrane. NCBI's taxonomy places the organism in Eukaryota, Metazoa, Chordata, Actinopteri, Pleuronectiformes, Soleidae. Gene Ontology annotation, biological process: membrane assembly; regulation of membrane lipid distribution; phospholipid homeostasis.
GCUGCUUGGUUUGUGUCUAUGUCAAAAAGUUACACAAGCGUGCGAUGAGGUUGUAGAACAGGACGCACUCGCACGAGCGCACCGAGGUUUCUUCACACCUGUGAGGAAGAAACACCUGAUACCACCAGGGAAGGAGACACGAACAGGCUCGUCCACUCCGUCUCUCAAUAACCGCGAAACUAACACCUUUUUCCACGGUUGAAGGACAGUGUUGUAACUGUGUGUGUGUGUGUGUGUGUGGGUUCAUCUGGAACACACGAUCCGUUGACGUCCCACGUUCAUCUGGAUUCCUAUCAUCGUCUUCACCAGCAGCGUCGUCCCGCUGACAAACACUUGAGACAUGGAUGUGAGGUCAGUGAUUUUGACCACCAGCUGCUCCGUGGGCUUUUUCAGACUAGUCAACGCAGGCGUCAGUCAACUGCCCAUGCCCAAUCCCGCGCGCAGGAAUGCUUGGAAAUGGAGAAAUAUCUCCACAUCAUUCGUGCACAGUUUCAUCACGGCGAUCUGGGGCGUGCUGUGCUUUUUCCUUCAUCCACAGAUGGCUGAAGAUUUGAUAGAGACGCACUCGGUGUUUUCUCAUGCCUUGGUGUCAUUUUCAAUCGGUUACUUCAUCUACGACUUCUUGGACAUGGUGCUGUACCAGAAGCUGACCCAGUCCUGGGAACUUCUCUUUCAUCACAUUGUGGUGAUCACCUGUUUCGGCCUCUCUGUGCUGUCGGGCCACUAUAUUGGUUUUGCCGUGGUGGCGCUGCUGGUGGAGUUGAAUUCCGUUUUCCUCCACAUUCGGCAGCUGCUGCGCAUGGCCGGCAUUUCUGCAGGUACGCUGUACCGGGUCAACAGCAUGAUUAACCUGGGCACGUACGUGGUGUUCCGCAUCAACACGCUGGCUUGGAUGACCCGCUGGCUCGUGCUCAACAGGGACAAGGUGCCGCUCCUUGCCUACACGCUGGGCAGUGUGGGUAUGGCCAUCAUGACCGUCAUGAAUAUUGUCCUCUUUUAUCGGCUGCUCAAAAGCGACUUUUUGAAGGGCAGCGCCCGGGAAACAAAGAAGGAGAAGGAGAAGGAGAUGUAGAGAGGACGGGGAGGAGGUGAGACGAGAAGGAUGGGAUUCACAAACACACUCAUUGCUGUUCGUUUUAAAACACUCUGUAGUUGAGACUUGGUACUAUUUUGUCUGUGUAGCACACAUGAAGCUGGGAUCUUAUCACGUCUCAGACUGUAUAAGUCCAUCCACUCCGUUGUAAUCAGUGGGUCUCAUCACAACCACAUUAGCUCAUCUGUUGAAGUCUUGACAGGCUUCUGUGCUGGUGCACUCGUGCUCACCUUAACUGCUAAUGGUGAAUGGAUGAUUUCUUUUUUUUUUUCUUCACAUAAAUAAUUCAAGGUCUUGUAAAACAAACGCCAAACACCUUAUUGUCACACGACUAGAGCUCGUCUUAAAUGUCGCUCAUGGCGAAAUAUGAAAUAUUCACUGUUUGUAAAACAAACCCAUCGACAUGCACGCAUGUAUCCCAGUUAUAGACAUAUUGUGUAUAAUUGUACAUACAUAAACACAAAAAACACAAAAUCUCACGCAAAGCUUAUUUAUGAUUUAGUUCAAAUAAAAUAAAAAUAAAAAGGUGUAUAACACUUGCAGAGGUGGAAAUUUCUGUUUUGAUUCCCUAACAAAUACCCUCAACCAAAAACCACCUGCUACCUCAGAAAGCUUAGCAGCAUCUUUUUACAUCAUUCUACAAGAGGUUUCACUGAUUUUUAAUAGAGGAGAAAUAUGUCAACAACACAAAGUUUGUCAACGGAAAGUAAGAAAUUACCUUUCUUAAAACAAAAUGGAUUUUAUUUGAUGACACGAUGCACAGCAGUUUGACAGUAACUGCUAUUUUAUACUCUCUAAAUCUAAAAAAAAAAAACUAUAAUGAAAUUUAAAAAAAAAAAUCUGCUCUGAGUCGAGUGUUUAUCGCUUGACACAUGAAUCAAUGCACUGACAAAAAGGAGAAAUGGUGACCUCACAGCGGUAAUCAUUCAUGUCCCAUGACGGUGGACAGUCUGCAGUGGGGAGCUCUCAGAUGGGCAGAUGUUGUUGUUCCUCUUUUGGCCUGUGGGCGGCAGCAAACUCCUCCCCAAUCACCUCACUACCACAGAUGUCUUCAUUCUGUAAUAUCAAUAUGGAUGUGUGCCUUCUUCACACAGACAGAUGCAGGGAGACGCUCACGUCUCUAGGCUCGUGUUGGAACAAGCAGGUCUGAGAUCUGUGACGUCGGCACGCUGUCUCUCGCUCUCUCUCGCUCUCACACACACACACACACACACAGCUGUCUAAACUCUAACAAAAACCCACACUAAAACAUCUCAGUCCUCAUGUGGCUCGGAAACAUAUACGCGUCAUUCAUGUGUCGUGUGGUCGCUUUUUGUGUUUGCUCAUUAUCUGCAGGGUUAUACUGUGUGUAUUUUCUUUGUAAUUUAUUGUAAGUUGGGUUAACGAUUUUUUAUUUUU